AUGCCGGGAAGCAUUGGACCCCAAUCUUCCGCCCUGGCGCGCGCAAACUUCGGUUUGGACUGCGGUGAGUUAAUCGGUCGCCGUCUUGCGACGACCUUUGCUUAUCCCCCUUUCGCUGAUUCCCUUCGUACCCUCCCUCCACUGUCGGCUUCUCUACCUGACCUCCUCGACGUCUACUUGCGAAGCUGCAAGCGCAGGCCUCUGCUCUGGACUACCGUGCGUACGCACCUAUCGGUACGCGAUGCGCUCUGCGUGCACGCUGAGCUCCCGGUCCUCAGCCAGCUCAUCCCGAAGGUGAGUUUUGCCCAUCAGCGCCGACUGAGGCAGUUUUCUUCUUGCUCUUACCCGCGCUCACUCCCCGUUGCUAAACUCUCCUUUGCUGCCACGUCUUUGAAAGGAUUGGUAUCGCUUCAAGAUUCCGACGGCGGAUUAUUCCAGCACAUCCUAUGGCCGCGUCGAUCUUCUUGGGGCGUGUCUCUCACGUCGGCGACGCCUAUUCAGGAAUCUCGUCCCAUUCUUUGUGUCUGCCCUAAUUACUGA
Molecule: messenger RNA, 540 nt
Organism: Schizophyllum commune H4-8
Lineage: Eukaryota; Fungi; Basidiomycota; Agaricomycetes; Agaricales; Schizophyllaceae
Exons: 6
Coding region: 1-540 (179 amino acids)
Source: RefSeq, a predicted model, not a curated record